Molecule: messenger RNA, 2851 nt
Organism: Psammomys obesus (fat sand rat)
Lineage: Eukaryota; Metazoa; Chordata; Mammalia; Rodentia; Muridae
Gene: Pm20d1
Product: peptidase M20 domain containing 1
Exons: 6
Coding region: 80-730 (216 amino acids)
Biological process (GO): amino acid metabolic process
Molecular function (GO): hydrolase activity, acting on carbon-nitrogen (but not peptide) bonds, in linear amides
Source: RefSeq, a predicted model, not a curated record
GGGUGAUGAGGUUUGAGUGCUGAGAUCCCUGAGGUGCCUGAAGUAGAGAAAAUCAGGCCUCGGCAACAGCAGCCCUAUCAUGCUGACCCAUUUCCUCCUGCUAACCUUGUCCCUUCCCUUUCAGUUUUCCUUCCCUACCAAUAUAGUCCUGAAAAACCUGUGGCUAUUUCGUCCCAUUGUAAGCAGGUUACUGGAGAAGAAUCACAUAACCAAUGCACUGAUCAGAACCACUGCAGCCCCCACUAUGUUCAAUGCAGGAGUCAAGGUGAAUGUCAUCCCCCCAUUGGCUCAGGCUACAAUCAACUUCCGAAUUCACCCUUCGCAGACAAUGCAUGAGGUCCUAGAACUUGUCAAGAAGACCGUGGCUGAUGACCGAAUCCAGAUGCGUGUGUUGAGAUUCACUGAUCCCGUGCCCAUCAGCCCCUCUGAUGACCAGGCCUUGGGCUACCAGCUGCUUCAACAGACCAUAAAAUCUGUCUUCCCAGAAGUCAAUAUCGUUGUCCCUGGCAUUUGUAUUGCGAAUGCAGACUGCCGACACUAUGCCAACAUCACCAACGGCAUCUACCUGUUCAACCCCGUGUUCCUGCAACCUGAGGGCUUCAGUAGUAUCCAUGGAAUCAAUGAGAAAAUCUCAGUUCAGAGCUACCAGAACCAGGUGAAGUUCAUCUUUGAGUUGAUGCAAAAUGCUGACACCAACACAGAGCCAGUUCCUCAUCUGCACGAACUAUGAAGCAAGGAUCCGGCUGAGCGAGGAGUGCCCAGCACUGCGCCAGGACUACCCUAAAGGGAGAGAACGCUGAUACUGAUGGAAGGCUUGAUAGAAAACAUCUUGUCAUGCAGAGCUCACCUGCCUCCUCCACUCACCAGGGAAUGAGCUCCAUGGAGAAGAGGAAGAUGAGCAGAAACUGGCCUGUUAGCCUCUGGAUGUCUGUGUUCUUCCCCUGAGUGGCAUUCACUGCCUUCUGGUCUGUCCUGCUUGUUGGUCUCUCUCUUGUUGGUUAUUUAACUAUUCCACUUUCCCAGCCUGACUUAGCAAAUGUAGAUUUUGGAAAAAUCUCAAGUAGGUUUUAUCUAGAUAGAAUGUUAAUUUAGGGUGCUUGAGCUGGACUGUCUUCUAGAAUUUCCUUUCUCCUGUCAUUUUCUCUCAGACUUUGGAGCUGCCUCUUGGCCUCUCCUUUUCUGCCUCUGCUUCCUUUUUCCAUUCUCUGGUUCAUUCCACAUCUGGAAUAAGACUCAGUCAAACUGAGACACUCUCACAAUCACAGUCAGUCAAAUAAAGGGGUUGGGGACUGUAGCAUCAGCUGCUCUCUGACAAGUGAGCUUGAGGUAGAAACUUUGAGAGAACACUAUAACUACUGGUACCAGAGGCUGGGGCCUGAAAAAGUAAGCUGCUGGCCUUGGGCUCCUGGGACUUUAUUCAACCCUGUUCCUGCCACCUGCACUUGCUGCUCCACCCCAGGAGGCACUAAUCCAUUGAAGCAUUUUGCUGGCACAGCCUAUGGGGCUGAGCUCCCAAGAAAGAAACUUUCACUCAAGAUCCAGCUUCCCACUGGAGCCCAGAACCAGCAGAGCCCUGGCCCUGGCGUCAUGUCCUGUUUCGGGGAAGUAAAGGACAAUAAAGGGGGUGGCUAAAGGUUUUCUUCCCUGGUCAAGACAGGCAAGGGGAGGUAGCCUCCAUUAGAGGAUAGCAGAACUCCUGUCUUCUCUCUGGACUCUAAUCCUAGGCAUAUUUGAAUCUUCCCAGUAGCUGCCAGGUGGGGGCGGGGGAGAGGGCAUUGGAAAGCAGCAUUUCUUGACUCAAGGCCAAGAUCUGUGCUUUGUGGGUCACAAGGGAGUCAAGGUCACAAGAGGAGAUACAGAAAUGGGACUUGAAAGACUCCAUCUUUUCCCUUCUCCAGCCAGGACAGUCUAUGUGUACCAGGGCUUUGAUAGUACUAGGUUUCCUUGACAACUCCUCAGUAACCCCAAUUCUCCCUCACUCCCGAAUCCUUACGUUCCUCCUGUGGAUGUGAACUGUUCCUUGCAGCUUGGACUUAAUUGUCACUGUUAGAAACAGUGUGGGAAUUAUUCAAGCUUUUUUGCUAUUCCUGCUAAGAUUCACAUUCCUUCCCUCACUCUCCCUUUCUGGCCAAUUCAGUACUUAUUCAGUCUUUGUUGGAGGGCAAGCUUAAGAAAAAAAAAAAAAAAAAAAAAAAAAAAAAUUCUUCAUUUUUGUGCAGAGCCCUACAAAGUAGUUUUAUACACCUUAUCUCAACCCUGUAAACAUGCUACUGUUAGUCCUUCCUACAGAUGGGCUCCAUUCUGAGUGGGCUACACAUCUAGCUGUAAACAGUUAUGGAAACCCACAUUACCUGGCUCCCAAACUCACCAUUAUUCUCUGAUCCGACUCACCACUGAUUUCUUAUUUAAUCCUCAUAUCAACUUCUGUGGUAUGUGUGUACCCCACAUUUGUAUGUUGUAAACUUAAUCAUAUAAGAAAAGUAUUCAGAGGUGGGAAACAGAGCCUUUAUAGGGCUAUUAGGGUUAGACAAGGCUAUCAGGGCUGAGCCCCAUCUUUGACUUACUGAUAGCUUUUUAAGAUGAGAGUUUGAGAAGACAGAUACAUUUAAAUUGAUUUGGACAUUGUACCAUGAAUACAUAUGUCAAAAUAUCACACAGUACCCCAUUAUAAGAGAAAAAGAGAGCAGAAGACAGACAAGUUCAUACAUGCAUUCCUACAUCUUGCCAUGUGAAGUCCUGUGCCAUCUCUACAGCAAAAAGACCCUUACCAAGGAGCAAACCAGUGUUCCCCACAUGAUUUUAAAGCUCCAAAGCUGUAAGCCAAAAUAAACCUCCUUUCUUUGUAACUCAA